Messenger RNA from Nezara viridula (southern green stink bug), 324 nucleotides. The record is from the annotation of a GenBank genome assembly. Lineage: Eukaryota; Metazoa; Arthropoda; Insecta; Hemiptera; Pentatomidae.
AUGCAGCUCAAGACAGGAAGUCCUCUGAGACACUUCGCUCAUCUAGGAGGCCUUGGGCUGUUUCCGGGCUCAUUCGGUUGUAGGCGCCAUUUGAAUUUGAAAUUAGCUCCAAUUCGAAGGCCUAGAAACCUCGAUCCAAUCCACAAUCUAGUCCAGUUAAAUAUCCGCUAUGUCCUGCAUCUACUUCCACUUCCUCCAGAAACAGGAGGUUGCCCCAGGAUCCACAUUUCGCCCGCUAACUGUCCCAAGAGGAAACGCGUGACAAGGCACAUUCCGGAAUAUCCACGGCCCUAUAAAUAUUUCAGAAUAUCCGCGGCCCUAUAA